Messenger RNA from Dacryopinax primogenitus, 585 nucleotides. Its product is annotated as AhpC-TSA-domain-containing protein. The transcript has 3 exons. The record is from RefSeq and is a predicted model, not a curated record. Gene Ontology annotation, biological process: cell redox homeostasis; cellular response to oxidative stress. The coding region runs from base 1 to 585 and encodes 194 amino acids. Gene Ontology annotation, molecular function: thioredoxin peroxidase activity. Gene Ontology annotation, cellular component: cytoplasm. Lineage: Eukaryota; Fungi; Basidiomycota; Dacrymycetes; Dacrymycetales; Dacrymycetaceae.
AUGAACGACGCGGAGGCCGCUAAGGCUGAAGUGGAGGAAGAGAAAGUGGAAGAGAAGGUGGAGAAGAAGGCGGCGGAGGCUGAGACUGCUGCUGAGGCCCCCACGGAGGCGCCUGAGGAUGCCGCUCCGGGCAAGGAGCUUGAGCUGGGAGACGUGUUACCCCAGGUGACGCUGAAGAACCAGGAGGAGAAGGAAGUGGACGUGAAGAGUCUCAUCACUUCCGACAAGGGUGUAAUCUUCUUCCUCGUUCCCAAGGCUAACACUCCGGGGUGCACAAAGCAAGCCUGUGGUUUCAGGGACUCUUACCCAAGUUACACCGACCUUGGAUAUGAAGUUUAUUGCCUCUCUGGCGACUCUCCCGCAGCCCAAGCGAAGUGGAAAACCAGUCAAAAACUCCCCUACCCGCUGCUCUCCGACCCUUCGCACACGCUCAUCAAAGCGCUCGGGGCCUCCGCCGCCGGAAAGACCAAGCGCUCGCACUUUGUGUUCGAAAAGGGCUCGGGUAAGCUCAUCCUCAAGACGUUGGGCGUCAAGCCCGACGACAGCCCAAAGCAGGUGCUAGCCUUCCUCGAGAGCCACAAAUAA